AAACUUCUAUCUUCUUCUAAUUUUAAUUUACUCUAAGAAAAUGUUGUCUACACGAGCUUUGCUCAUCCAAGGCUUCUUGGUCACCAUUGUUUUAAUCUCUUCCACAGGGGAAGCUAGACAAUUGACUGAGAUUAAUGAUCAAGAUGGGGCAAAGUUUGAAUCUUUUAUCCCUGGUUUUCCGGACAUACCCGGACUUCCACCUCUACCUAACAUUCCAGGUUUCCCAGGUUUACCAUGCAUCCCAGGUAUACCAAACAUCCCGGGUAUCCCAUGCAACCCAGACAUACCAUUCCCAGGUUUCCCAUGCAUCCCGGGCAUUCCAAGCAUUCCAGGUUUUCCAUGCAAUUCAAAUUGGCCGAGUCCACCAAAUGCACCGAGUCCACCAAAUGCACCUGAAUCUCCAAGCUCACCUCCUAAAUCAUCUGAUUCACCUGCCCAAUCUCCUAGUUCUCCUCCUGAAUCCUCCUUGUUUUAAGAUGAAUUGUGGUCGCUUGUUAAGUCCCUAAGUUUACUUCUUUAAAACUAUUGAAAAAAUAAUAUGUAUUGUAGCAUUUGUGAUAUUUAUUUGAAAACAAUAACAAUAAAUUUGAAUUGGUUA
Molecule: messenger RNA, 598 nt
Organism: Lathyrus oleraceus (garden pea)
Lineage: Eukaryota; Viridiplantae; Streptophyta; Magnoliopsida; Fabales; Fabaceae
Exons: 2
Coding region: 41-475 (144 amino acids)
Source: RefSeq, a predicted model, not a curated record